Osmia bicornis bicornis is the source of this 2023-nucleotide messenger RNA. Its product is annotated as 2-acylglycerol O-acyltransferase 2-A-like. The record is from RefSeq and is a predicted model, not a curated record. The coding region runs from base 523 to 1572 and encodes 349 amino acids. NCBI's taxonomy places the organism in Eukaryota, Metazoa, Arthropoda, Insecta, Hymenoptera, Megachilidae. Gene Ontology annotation, molecular function: diacylglycerol O-acyltransferase activity. Gene Ontology annotation, biological process: triglyceride biosynthetic process. Gene Ontology annotation, cellular component: endoplasmic reticulum membrane. The transcript has 7 exons.
CGGAAAUACACUCAAGAAAUCUCCUUGCACCGAACUGUACAUAUUGAACUUGGUCCCAUUCCUAAAUCGGUGCAAUUACUAACCCAUCGCUACCGAGAGUAGUUCUACUCCCAUCAGACCGUGCUCAUUGAUUCAACCGCGUGCAUGGGCGCGCGUUUGUUACUCGGAGCAGCGCGGCGGCGUACAUUCACAAAGCCAGUCUUUCCUGUUUGUUACGCGCGACGCUGAACCAGUGAGCAGCGUGACGCCGAGCCGAGCGGAGAGGAGCGUUGCACGCCGUUAGAAUCCGCGUUGUUGCGCCUUGAUUGCGAGUAAUUGCAUCCACAAUCGCGAUCAGGUGUUCGUUAACAGAUAACGGUUGCCCGUGAAUUCAUCCGUUAGAAAAAGGAAAAAAGAAAUAGGACGUGGCGCGUCUGCAAAUAUAGACGAACUUAUAGUGAUAACAGAUCAUUGACCGUGAGUUAUCAGACACAUCUGAUGAAGGAGCUACUUUGAUGUUACAUUAAAAGAGCUCGAAAAAGAAUGGAGAUCUUAGGUAUAAAAUUUGCACCGUUGAAUGUGCCGUUGAAACGAAGACUGGAAACGCUGUCAGCCGCGAUAUGGAUCAUUUUGUUGGCUGGUGGAGACUUACUGGGUUACUUGGCCACUGCCUAUAUCCUCUUCUAUACAAAGACCUUACGUUAUUUCAUGCUGCUCUAUUUUGUUUGGAUGUACUAUGACUGGGACACGUGUGAAAAAGGUGGUAGAAGGGAAGUAUUGACCAGAUGGUUGAGAAACUGCGCCUGGUUACGGUAUUUCGCCGAUUAUUUUCCCGUGACAUUGGUGAAAACCACGGAUCUAGACCCAAAUAGAAAUUAUUUGUUCUGUUGUUUUCCUCACGGAAUAUUGUCAACGGGAGUUUACGGUGCUUUCGGGACCGACGGUCGCGGUUGCCGAGAAAUGUUUCCGGGUCUGGACAUCCGGGUCGCGAUUCUAGAUCAACACUUCAAGAUCCCUCUGUUUCGCGAGUACGUUUACCUGAACGGCGGUAUCGGCAGCAGUUCAGAGAGUUUAAGCUAUCAGCUGUCGACGAAACCUGAACCACCGUUCACUGGAAAAGCGGUGGUCCUCAUCAUUGGCGGAGCAUCGGAAUCUUUAGAAUGUACACCAGGAAGUUAUCGUCUUCUCGUAAAAAGGAGGAAAGGAUUCAUAAAACUGGCACUGAAGCAUGGGUCAGCCUUGGUACCGAUCUUCUCCUUCGGAGAAACGGAUAUAUACGAUCAAGUAUACGGUGCCGAGGGUACACGUCUAAAAAAGGUGCAACAUUUUAUUCGUAAGGUGAUUGGAAUCGCGCCUGUCCUUCUGAAGGGUCGUGGAUUUUUCCAAUAUUCCUUCGGCAUUAUCGCUCGUCGGAAACCGGUCACCGUCGUUGUUGGUAGUCCAAUGGAGGUGCCAAAGAUACCCGAGCCAACGAAGGAGCAAAUCGACGAGUACCAUGAGAAAUUCAUCAAAAAACUGGUGGAGUUAUUCGAAACCCACAAGCACAAAUACGUGGAGAACGCAGACUCGAUACACCUCGAGUUAUUAUCGUAAUAAUGAAUCUUGAAAAAUGAAACACAAACUUCAGAAGAUUCCAUCACAACUUAGAAUCACGUUCGAAAAUUCCUGAUAGAGUUCCAGUACUUGUGAACGACUAUUUCUUUCCAUUCGUUAGUUCGUAGAUUUGUUUAGUAAAUCUGCGUAAGAAAGAACCAAUAGAAUUAAGAAUACGAUAGCUACAUUCUCUCCAUUAAUCCGAAGAAGGUGAUGGCUUUAAGCGAUAUUUGCUCAAAUAACUGAUAGAUAAGGAAUUGUAAAUGAAGGUAGUAUAGAAUUGUACAUUAGAAAAAGCAAGGGAAGCUUGCUUGUUAAAUAUAACGGGUAUAUAGAACUUUUAACCCUCGAAUGGCGAUGGAAAGAGGUCAAUUGUGACCUCUAUAAAAAUAAAAAGGGCAAUAUAAAAGGAGACCCUAUCAGUCAAGUAUAAAAUUAUACUUAAUAUUCA